Molecule: messenger RNA, 1617 nt
Organism: Ilyonectria robusta
Lineage: Eukaryota; Fungi; Ascomycota; Sordariomycetes; Hypocreales; Nectriaceae
Exons: 7
Coding region: 1-1572 (523 amino acids)
Source: RefSeq, a predicted model, not a curated record
AUGGCAACCAGAACGCUCUUCGUAGAUGCAUCUUUGCCUAACGGAACUUUCAAGCCCUUGCAGAGUACGAAUUAUGUUCUUUCCGCCGACUUUGGCGCGUCAGGGGAGGAAAUCUCCUUGACAAAAGGCAGGCUCGUGGAGCAUUGGAAAGACAGUUUUACCAAGAUGGUGCUUGUCUACCACCCCCCGGAUAUAUUCCAAGGGUACGGAAAAGAGGGGUCUGAAGGCGAUGCAUCAGAUCCACGCAACUACGACUUUGGACCUCUUGAUGAGGAGAUUACUCGUGUCGCGAGCAUCGGCGCCGUGGCCUGCCUCCAAUUCGAGGACCGUUUGCACACCUACCAAGAGUUUGCACGCCCGGAGUUGUUUCGAAAGAUUGGAUAUGUCCUGGCUGACCGCUAUGGGAAUGGUAACGGAUUUCCAUACAAGAACAUGCUGAGCCUAGUGGAGCUCUACCCAGAGCCUGACAUGUAUACAUCACACCUCGACAAGAGCUGGUACAUCCCAUAUUUCGAAUGUAUUGAGGGAUUCUCAAGAGGAGCCCAGCAGGCAAACCCAAACGUGGGAGUUGGCGCUGUCGGAGCAAAUCGUAUGUACUACUGUGCAGGCAAGAUGCCUGAAAGUCCCUUUCACUUCGAGUUCUACAAGUUCAUCAAGGAGAGAGGCGUUCCCAUCAAGGCCAUCACGUUUCACUGGGUAACACCAUUCAGCCAGAACCCAGGAGAUCUUGUGGUAGCAUGCAAGUCAGUAAGAAACGAGCUGGCUCGAGCAGGUCUACCAGAUAUGCCCAUCUGGAUUACGGAAUAUAACCGAAACCCGGCUCCGAUUGUACCAAAAACCCCAUCUGUACUAGCAGAAUACAAAUCCUUGUCACUAGCAGCUUCAUUCAUGCUCUGCACACAGAUCAUCGCCCAGGAUGCUGAUGUUGAGCAAUGCCUUCCGUGGGUGGGCGCUGGAUAUGGAUUUUUUGGCGGUGGCAACGCGUGGUUUGAGGCAUACUACGAGAAACACGCGGAUCGCACUCAGCCCGACAUCGUGAACCCCCUCGGUGCGGCAUGGCAAAUAUCAGGCCGGUUUCUGAACGAUGUGACGAAACGAUUGUCGCUUCAAGGUUGUGAUGAUAACUUUGCUGGCCUUGCUGGGGUGUCUGCGGAUGGUAAGACGGUGGAAAUCUUGCUGUCCAAUUACCAGUUUUCAGAUGAUCUGCUAAAGGAGUUGAAUGGCGCAUAUGCCAAGGCGAUGGAUGAGGAUUGCGGCAAAUGGAAUAAGCUCAAUGAGAGUGGGCUGUUGGAUGGAGAGUACUACACCUUUAAAUCACCGCCAGCACCGCUGGGACUUUCUUUAUCUGGACCGCAACCAUCAUUUUGCCAAAACAAGACGGAGUACUACGACCUUCACAUCAGAGAGCUACCAUGGGCUGGGGAUGUAGCGUACUCGGGUGUUGUAUACCGUAUUGACGGUACUCAGAGCCUUUAUAAGCAUGCAAGCUUUUCUGGAAUGGGUAAAGAGAUUAAGAUCUCUCAGGUUUCACCGCCAUUGAGUAUGGAUCUGAUUGUUAUUUCAAUUAUUUAAGUUAUCACAGCUGGGUUUAACCUAGGGAAAUUUUAUUAGUGGGAG